AAGCUCACAAACAUUUCUAAAUAUACUAAUAAAGGAACAUUUACUCAAAAGAAAAAAUAAACUUAAGCUUCCAUUUUAAGCAAUGUUCUCUUCUAAAGAAUGUGCCACUUUCUCAUAAGUGUUUUGUUUGUGCUAAGGUUUUUGCAGCACACAUGUUUGGUUUUUUUCAUUCUUUAAUGCAUAGUGUGAUGAUGAUGAUAGAAUUAGAAAUGACAUGAAUCAUUAGUUUAUGACUUUAUGCUUUUUUUCCUGUCUCUCUCUCUCUCUCUCUCUUUCUCUCUCUCAAACUAUCAUCCUGUGUUUAUGGAGCAUCUAUUCUGUAGCAUUUGAUUCCCUUUUUUUUCUACCUGAUCUAGCACCUUUUUGUCUUUUGGGACCAAUUUGCAACCACCCUUUAAACCCCUUUUCAAAAUUGCAUGCCAUGUGUUUGUGAAAGUGUCUCUGUGAAAGUGUCUCUGUUACUAAACUUUCAAAACUUCAAACAAAUUUGUUGUGUUUGACAUUGAUUUCAUUUUCCUGUUCAUCUUGUUGCUAGUUGCAAAAUAUAAAUUGAGUUGGAUUUUGGGUAAGAAUCAGCUUUAGAAAUGGAAGAUAAUCAAAUAUAAAUUAUAUAGAGUUAUAGGUUUGUGUUGAAACUUAGAGAAAAAAAUGGUGUCUCAAGGUGGAACAGUUCAAGAGUCAAGGACUACACUUUUAUCUAGGUCAGGAUCUUUGUAUAAUCUAACCCUUGAUGAAGUACAAAACCAUCUUGGAAAUUUAGGGAAGCCACUUGGAAGUAUGAAUCUUGAUGAGUUGCUCAAGAGUGUGUGGAGUGUUGAAGCCGGUGAAGUUUUUGAUUUCGGUAACGAUGUUGCUGGUACUACCAUGCAGCAUAAUCAACAUGGUGAGAUGAAUCGACAGGGAAGUUUAACAUUAUCUGGAGAUCUUAGAAAGAAAACUGUUGAUGAGGUGUGGAGAGAUAUGCAAAUUGAGAAGAAGAGGAGUGUUGAUAGGGAUCGGAAAGCACGUGACAGACAACAAACACUUGGUGAGAUGACUUUGGAGGAUUUCUUGGUGAAAGCUGGAGUUGUUGGUGAAUCUUUUCAUAAUAAGGAAGGUGAUUUGUUAAGGGUUGAUUUGAAUGAGGAUUCUCGGCAAAACGUUUCCCAACACGGUCAUCAUUGGAUGCAAUUUCAGCUUCCUUCAGUGCAGCAGCAGCAGCAACAGCAUCAACAAGAAAAACAUAUGAUGCCGGGAUUUGUGCCUGUUCAUGCCAUUCAACAGCCUUUUCAGGUUGCAGGGCAAGUUUUGGAUGCGGCAAUCUCACCGUCUUCUUUAAUGGGUACAUUAUCAGAUACACAAACACUAGGUCGUAAAAGGGUUGCCUCUGGUAUAGUCGUAGAGAAAACUGUGGAGAGGAGGCAAAAGAGGAUGAUUAAAAAUAGGGAAUCUGCUGCUCGGUCACGAGCAAGAAGACAGGCUUACACGCAAGAACUGGAACUUAAAGUUUCGCGUUUGGAAGAGGAAAAUGAAAGGCUUAGGAAACAGAAUGAGACAGAGAAAGAGGUUCCAUGUGCGCCGCCACCCGAGCCUAAGAAUCAACUCCGCAGAACUAAUUCGGCAUCCUUUUGAUGUCUUCAUUGGAAUGAGUUUCUUAUUCUUUUUCAUGCUAUCACAGUUCUCAUGUGCAUUAUGCAUUUGACUCUCAUGUUUCCAUACAAUUGGAACUUUGGAAGGGUAUUUAUCUUCUUGAGGUAGUUGUUUGUGAUGCAAUCAGUUCUUCACAGCUUGCUCUAUUCCACUAAAGUUUUGUUGUAUGUUGUAUCUAUAUCAUUAUCAUGUCUGAAUUAUGACUUGAGCAGCACUCUAAAUAUAUUUCAGUCUAAUUCUGGACCUA
This is a messenger RNA of Trifolium pratense (red clover), 1876 nucleotides long. Its product is annotated as ABSCISIC ACID-INSENSITIVE 5-like protein 2. NCBI's taxonomy places the organism in Eukaryota, Viridiplantae, Streptophyta, Magnoliopsida, Fabales, Fabaceae. The transcript is spliced from 5 exons. Gene Ontology annotation, molecular function: DNA-binding transcription factor activity. Gene Ontology annotation, biological process: positive regulation of DNA-templated transcription. The record is from RefSeq and is a predicted model, not a curated record. Gene Ontology annotation, cellular component: nucleus. The coding region runs from base 649 to 1611 and encodes 320 amino acids.